AACACGUGUGGCCUAUAACAAACGUCUCGCUCUUCAAUUACAUUAUCGAGUUCUGUGCUGUCCAAGAUGUUUACUGCGAUUUUCACCAGCUUGAAGAGCUUCUUCGGAGGCAAACCGGCGGUCAUCCGCAACGAGACAACUGUCAUCAGCGAUGAGAGGAACACCAACAACAAGCGGGCCUUGACCUCCGACGAGGAACCCAGCAAGAAGAGCAAGCGCGAGUAUGUCCGUGAAAAACCGGUCAUUCCAGAAGGCAUGACUAAGAACCAGUGGAAGAAGCUCGAGAAGGUGCGGCUCUGGGAGGAGCGCAAGCCGGAGUACGCAAAGAUCAGAAAGCAGAAGCGUCUUCAGGCGGCAAAGAACAAGAAGGAAAAGAUUCAGGAAUUGAUCGCUAAGGGUGAAUCCUACGACCACUUAAAGCAGAACCGCAAAAAGAUCAACAAGGAGAUCAAACAUUCGGACUGUACCGUCAUUGUGGACUGCGGUUUCGACGAAAAAAUGGUGGUGAAGGAGAGAACCAGCUUGAGCACCCAGUUGGCCAGAUGUUUUAGUGAAAACAGAAGACACGAGUACAAGGUUGAUUUGCGCUUCACCUCGUUUAACGGGUUGUUGAAGGAGAGAUUCGACAAGUUCCUCCCUGACCACAAAUACUGGCCAGCCGAGUUUGUCUCUCUCGAGGCAGAUGAGAUCAGCCCCGAAAUCCUCAAAAUGUCUGACGAAGAAAAGGCAAAGGUGGUUUACUUGUCUGCGGAUGAAGGCAGCACCGUCUUGGAGGAGUUGAAGGCCGGAGAAACGUAUAUCAUCGGGGGUAUUGUCGACAAGGGCAGAUACAAGAACCUCUGCUACGACAAGGCCAAGGCUUUGGGUAUUCGCACCGCCAGAUUACCGAUCGAUGAGUAUAUUAAGCUUAGCGGUAGGAAGGUUUUGACCACCAGUCAUGUGUUUGAGUUGAUGGUCAACUGGUUGGAAAACAAGGACUGGAAGAAGUCCUUCGAUACCGUGCUUCCGCCUAGAAAGUUUGCGGACUUUGGCAAGACCGAGGAGCAGUUGGACGCCGAGGAGGAGAAGCGGAAUGCUAUCCAGGACUUGAAGGAAGAGGAUGUUUCCAAGGCUGAAACCGCCGAAAUUGAAGUUGUCGAAAAGACUGACUAGCUUCAGGCAAACACUACGCUCACCCCGUGACUCCUGAAGUCCAUGUACAUUAACCAGUAACGCUACGCUGUAUUAGGAGUAUAUAAUUACCCGUCAUUAUAACGCUGUAGGAGAGUGCGCAAAAUUGGGUGAUGCUUGCCUCUACACCAGUGGUUCAU
Babjeviella inositovora NRRL Y-12698 is the source of this 1310-nucleotide messenger RNA. Its product is annotated as tRNA (guanine(9)-N(1))-methyltransferase. NCBI's taxonomy places the organism in Eukaryota, Fungi, Ascomycota, Pichiomycetes, Serinales. The record is from RefSeq and is a predicted model, not a curated record. Gene Ontology annotation, molecular function: tRNA binding. The transcript has a single exon. Gene Ontology annotation, biological process: tRNA N1-guanine methylation. The coding region runs from base 67 to 1152 and encodes 361 amino acids. Gene Ontology annotation, cellular component: nucleus.